This is a messenger RNA of Elgaria multicarinata webbii, 2230 nucleotides long. RefSeq names its product zinc finger protein 883-like. Lineage: Eukaryota; Metazoa; Chordata; Lepidosauria; Squamata; Anguidae. Bases 214 to 2100 code for a protein of 628 amino acids. Gene Ontology annotation, biological process: regulation of transcription by RNA polymerase II. Gene Ontology annotation, molecular function: RNA polymerase II cis-regulatory region sequence-specific DNA binding; DNA-binding transcription factor activity, RNA polymerase II-specific. The transcript is spliced from 4 exons. The record is from RefSeq and is a predicted model, not a curated record. Gene Ontology annotation, cellular component: nucleus.
UGGUUUUUCCAGCGGCAGCACAAGCCGCAGAUCUGGAGGCAGCAGAAUCCCUCAAGCUGGGCAAAGCAGCAGAGUGCUGCCAAUUCUGGCGUGGGAGAUGUGGACUUGAGCUGUGCUAAGGCCAAUGCCAAGGAGACAAAAUGGCUGUAAUCCAAGAUGAGCGAUAACACCGAUUCUUCAGCUUUAGCUGCCUUGUGAGCAACCUCGAGAAGAAUGGAGGAAACAAGCCCAGCACGUCCUGAACCAGGGGAAGGGUCGGGGGCAGGGAAAUAUUCUCGGGCCAUCCAGGCUGGAGCCAUCAGUGAGUUUCUGAGGUGGGCCACACCACAGCAUGGCAGGGUUGAGAGACAGGAGGGAAUGCCGCCACAUGGAGAAGCCCAGUGGCAAGAAAUCCUAAGAACGGUGCAGUCGUCACACUUGGGAUGGGCAAAUUCUCAGUUGCCAGAGCUGCCUCCGUGGGAUGACCUGUCCACGUUUGAGCGGGUGGCUGAUGCCUGCCAGUGGCCCCGUGGGGAGGGCAUGACCAAACUCGUGCCAAAUCUCAGCGGAGAAGCACAGCAGGCCUUCAACAGCCUAGAAGCCAGAGACAGGGGAGACUAUGGAAAGGUGAAGGUUGCCAUCCUACGGGGGGACAUUGCGAGCACGGAGGCACAGCGCCAGCACUUUCGCCAGUUCCGCUACCAGGAGGCCGAGGGCCCCCGCGAAGUUUGCAACCGGUUGCGGGAGCUGUGCCAUCGCUGGUUGGAGCCAGAGAGCCGGACGAAGGAGCAGAUCCUGGAGCUACUGAUCCUGGAACAGUUCUUGACAAUCCUGCCCAAGGAAAUCCAACACCAAGUUCGAGAACGUGGGCCGGAGACCUGCGCCCAAGCUGUGGCCCUGGCGGAGGGUUUCCUGCUGAGGCAGCAAGAGCGGGGGAAACGGGAGCAACAGGUAUUGGGAACAGUCCAAGGUGGGAGCACAAAUUGCGCUGGGACUCAGCGCUCUCCAGCCAACACCAGGCCAAGGCAAACCUACAAGGAAGCACGACAGCAGGAUAAUGGGAGUGCCAACUCACUGGGUGCCAAGUUUUUGGGAAGAGCUGGACAGUAUUUCCAGUGUCCGGACUGUGGAAAAAGGUUUAGGGGAGAGGAGGAACUCCGAGCUCACGGUGGCAUCCACAGGAAGGACAGACCUCAUGCCUGUGCUCAGUGUGGGAAAAGAUUCACUCGUCCAUCGGGCCUAGCUAAACACCUAAAAACUCAUUCAGGAGAGAAACCCUAUCACUGUGGCCAGUGCCCAAAAAGCUUUAUUCAGAUGUCACACCUCACCAGGCAUCAGAGAAUCCACACCGGGGAGAAACCCCACCCCUGCACCGAAUGUGGGAAGCGCUUCAACUGCCCUUCAGACCUGGCCAAACACCAGCACAUCCAUACUGGUGAGAAACCUUUCCGCUGUGCUGAGUGUGGGGCGAGGUUUAACCAGUUCUCACACCUUACGAGACAUCAGAGAAUCCACACUGGAGAAAAACCACAUGCCUGUACUGAGUGUGGAGAAACCUUUAGCCAGCGGGCGCAUCUUAUCAGCCACCAGAGAAUCCACACCGGAGAGAGGCCCUAUCGCUGCACCUAUUGCCAGAAAUGUUUCAGUCACCUCUCAGCUCUCACAGUACACAAGAGAAUCCACAUGGGUCAAAGGCCCUAUGGCUGUCCUGAAUGCGGGAAAAGGUUCAUCGCUUCAUCUGCUCUCACCAGGCACCAGAGGACCCACUCGGAAGAAAGACCCCAUACCUGCGAUGAGUGUGGCAGGAGGUUCAAUCAGCUCUCUCACCUUCACAGGCAUCGACGGACCCACUCAGGAGAGAGGCCCCACAGCUGUGGGGAGUGUGGGAAAAGGUUCAACCAGCUCUCCUCUCUCACCAGGCACCAGAAAAUCCACUCGGGAGAGAAGCCGUACCCCUGCGAUGAGUGCGAGAGGAGGUUCAUUCGGCUGGCCGACCUCAUCAUCCACCAGAGAAUCCACACAGGAGAAAAGCCGUAUCGCUGCACUGAGUGUGGGAAGAGGUUCAGGCAGAGACAAACGCUAGUCAAGCAUCAGAGACUUCAUCCAAUAGCAAAUUCAUGAAAUAUGUACAGGAAACAAAGCAAAGCCUUCCUGCCUUUGGGGUUGUAUCCAGGAAAUGGAUAUUCUGAAACUUCUGAACUUUAAAGAGGAGGGGAGAGGGGGGUUAAUUCCAAUAUCCCAAUUUCUCCUC